UUCUGGGAUUGAAUUGCAAACCGCAUAGAAAGAAUCCACGUGGGAUAAUUACAAAUAAGUCUGGGGAAGGCAUUUCUGGUGCUUCUAGUAUUAAAUCAUUUAUACCUUUUAUAAACAUCGGCCUCGCAUAUCAUUCCUCCAAAGCUCCCCCCCCCAAACAAACUUUCCCGUCCGUGACAUAAUGGCUGCAGGCGAAGCAGGGUCGGGAAGGACGGAUUUAUUUCACAGAAUGACAGAUAUUGAUGAAUUUGAACAUUUAAAUCAGGCACUGGAUAUAAAUAAUUUAGUCAGCUCAGAACAAAUUUUGAACAAGUUGGCAGAUACGGUAGCCACGUUGUGUAUGGGCUUGCAGGAGGUUGAUAAAAUAGACAAGGAACAACUGAUUACAUUAGCAGCUUGCAUAGUUCGAAAGCAAGACGAACUAGAUAAUAUGAAAAAUGAGAUAGAGAGUCUUAAACUUAACCUGAAGAGUUCAAGUUCCUUGAGGGAAGAGGCACAGCUCAUGGGACAACACAUUAAAUUAGUAGAAGCCGAAAAUCAGAAGCUAUAUUCCAUGCUGCAAUUGCAAAACGAGAGACUGGAAAUUGCACAACAAAAGUUGCAAGAACUGCGAACAGGGCGAAUGGCUGAAGCAGCCGCUGCCGCUAGGCAGCCGCCGCUGGAAACCGAAACCGCGGCAAACGCGGCACUUGCCGUGCCCGCAACCCCGUCCGGGGACCCCAGAGUCGUUUUUACCGAGCCGCGACCCGAAUCGCCGUUUCCCCGAGACCUGCCAGACGCAGCAAUACGCCAGUGGCGACCGCAGCAGCCACGCCACGAACCGCUGCCCCCCGAGCGGUAUGAACUGCCGUCUGUCCGAGAUCUGCCGCCGGCACGAUCUCUUCAGCCGCCGCAGCAGGAACAGCGACGGCAGCCUUCACCAGUCCCUUUGCCGCGCACCCGAGUGUCCCUAAAUCAGCGACAAUCGCCGCCACCACAGCCACUGUCGCCACGAGUGACCACUCUUCAUACCGCCACGACUCAAACGGAGCGCCGCGCCGGACAGCCGCCGUUGCACAGCAGCUAUGGCUACGCACAUCCGCAGCCUCGCCGCAAAGAGAAGCACCGCCCCAAGCCCUUGCCUGGAAACACGCCGAGCAGCAGCGACGAGGAAACGGAGGAGAUCCACGGGAGAAUGAGACCCUUCUCCGUGAGACCCGUGUUCAAAUCGGAAACCGUUUACGGGAAAAGGGGCAAAGGAACCACGACUGCGCGAACCCGACCAUACACGGCACUGCAGGUGCGUGAGUUUAGGGAAAUGUAUUCCCGCAUGCCUCAUGAAACCAUAACUGACUAUGUGUACAGGGUGGUGGAGAGUGGUGCCCAUUCGGUAAUCUUGUCCCGCGAGGAAGUGGGGAGAAGUUGCUGGGGACCUGCAGUGUUCCUUGGGAAUGGUCCCGAGGGGGAUGUUGCAUUAAGUUCUAGAAUCUUUUAUUGGGCUAGUUCUUUUGAUCCUGUAGACAGGGAUGAACCAACAAAAUUUCGUAUCACAACUUGUGCUGAAUUGGAUGAAGCAGUCACUAAGCUGGCGUGUGUGCAGGCUAUGUAUGAGGGGGGAAUUUAUCCCAAUCCUAUGGAUGCCCCGAUAGACCCACGACGGCUAAGACCCUUAGUAAAAGGUCUGUCAGGAACUUUAAGGAGCAUAUGCGAUACAAGAAAAGAGCAAAUUGAGGAGCUAAUACAAUUUGGUGUUACAACAGGGUAUAAUUUAACCUACUACAUGACAUGGGGAGAUCUGUUGGAGGAAUUAUCCAUCAAAGGGCAUAAUUUAGGUUAUUAUGAACCCGUAUCUCCGCCGGCAUCCUUUUUUGAGAAGCAGCAGCCUGGAAACAAAGGCAGCUACGUGGUCACUCCACGUGGGAAGAAGCAGGACGUGCGGCACGCAAAGGCGUCCCAGAGUGCCUACUCUGGUAGUCCUGAAAGCCCCAAAGGGAGUCCCAGAAGGAGCCCUAGAGCGAGCCCACGGUCUAGUCCCAGGGGGAGCCCUGAGCUAAAUCGUCGCUAUAGCUCGAGGAUGUCCUGGGGGCAGAGUCCCUAUUUUGGGCAAGAUGCAUACCAGAGGCAGAACACCAAAUAUGGGGUGAAACCCCGCGACUUGUUGAAAAGGAACCGGGCGAGAGACCCCAUGAAAGCUGAAUUGUUUGGAAUAAUGGGAGGUUUAGAAAAAAGGAUGCAAGAUAUAGUAGCUAAGGCUAUGAAACACCUCCUUGAAGAAAGGGAGACAGGAGGGAACCACGGUAGGAGUUCCAGAGCCGCCUCUCCUAACAGGCCUGAUCAGUCUUUUACUUCUGAUCAGCAGGGGGCCAAAAGCAAACAAAAAAACUAGAAGUAGCGGUGAAUGAUUCAGGCCACAUUUAUCGCUUCGUGUAUGCAUGCCAAUGGUCUGACAAACCUGAACCUGCUAUUAUGAUUCCAACAGGACCGGACAGAACUGCUGUGAAGUAUCUAAUAGAUACAGGCGCACAAAUUACAGUGCUAAAUGUGCAACUGGCAAAAAGCCUAAGAAUCCUGCCAUCCAGGAGAAAGGUAAAGAUAAUGGGUGUCACAGGACAGCCCAACCUAUGUCCCUUGGCUAAAACAAGAUUAUGGUUACCUGGGGAAAAAAGGAGCACUAUAGUAGAAGUGGCCUUAAGUCCCUAUCCAGGAAAUAUUCUAGGAUUUGAUGCUUUAGCAGGCAGGAGAUGGCAUCUUCCAGAUGGUACAUUAUGGAGCUUUGGUUAUUAUGAAAUGGGGGCAAAAGGGGCAAAAUCAGCCCAUGCUCGUGUCCGAAUGUUGCAAACUGCUCCUCCACUACCAAAAUCACAAAUUACUUGUGUUGCACAAUAUCCAUUACCAGCAGCAGCUAGGCAAGGCAUUACUGAAGUGAUAACUGACCUGGAGAAAAGGAAGAUCAUCACCAGAACACAUUCUCCUUACAAUUCACCCGUCUGGCCAGUCCGAAAACCAGAUGGCAGGUGGAGAUUGGCUGAAUGGCUACACA
Pogoniulus pusillus (Red-fronted tinkerbird) is the source of this 3019-nucleotide messenger RNA. RefSeq lists its product as uncharacterized. Lineage: Eukaryota; Metazoa; Chordata; Aves; Piciformes; Lybiidae. The coding region runs from base 182 to 2365 and encodes 727 amino acids. The record is from RefSeq and is a predicted model, not a curated record. The transcript is spliced from 2 exons.